This is a messenger RNA of Pimephales promelas (fathead minnow), 1534 nucleotides long. Lineage: Eukaryota; Metazoa; Chordata; Actinopteri; Cypriniformes; Leuciscidae. The record is from RefSeq and is a predicted model, not a curated record.
AUGGUCCAUCUGGCAGCGGCACUGGCUGGAGAGAAGCAGGAGCCGCCACCUGAUGGGUCUGGUUGGAGUCAGCUGGAACUAGCAGCAGUAAUUCUUGUGCCGUCGUGCCUGGUGUGUAUAGGUGUCAUUCUGGGAAUGUGUGCCGUACAAAACCUGCGAUGCACACACAUUAAAGCCCACAAACAGGAUCCAGAGGAACCCCUGGAUGACCAUACUCUGGUGUCACCUGACAAAUGCCUGAAAGAGCUCAUCUAUGACAUGAGCACCUCUGGCUCUGGUUCAGGAUUGCCUUUAUUGGUCCAGAGAACGAUUGCUCGAACCAUUGUCCUCCAGGAAAGCAUUGGAAAGGGGCGCUUCGGGGAAGUGUGGAGGGGCAAAUGGAGGGGGGAGGAUGUCGCUGUGAAGAUCUUCUCAUCACGAGAUGAACGCUCCUGGUUUCGUGAGGCUGAGAUUUAUCAGACAAUAAUGUUACGUCACCAGAAUAUUUUGGGAUUUAUUGCCGCUGAUAACAAAGAUAAUGGCUCAUGGACACAGUUGUGGCUGGUGUCAGAAUAUCAUGAGCAUGGUUCUCUCUUUGAUUACCUGAACAGAUACACGGUAUCAGUGGAGGGAGUGAUAGGUCUGGCACUGUCCAUCUCCAGCGGUAUCGCCCACCUGCACAUGGAGAUUAUUGGCACUCAAGGGAAGCCCGCCAUUGCUCACAGAGACAUAAAGUCAAAGAACAUCCUGGUUAAGAAGAACGGAACUGCUGUGAUUGCGGAUCUUGGUCUGGCUGUCAAACACGACUCUAAUACCAACACCAUUGACAUCCCCAUUAACCACAGAGUGGGCACCAAGAGGUACAUGGCUCCUGAGAUCCUGGAUGAUUCUAUAAACAUGAGUAGCUUUGAGUCCUUUAAGCGGGCUGAUAUGUACUCACUUGGCCUGGUGUUCUGGGAACUUGCUCGCAGAUGUUCUGUCCAAGGGAUUCAUGAAGAUUUCCAGUUGCCUUAUUAUGACCAGGUGCAAUCAGACCCAUCAGUGGAUGAUUUGAGGAAGGUGGUGUGUGAACAAAAACUCCGACCUAACGUUCCCAACCAGUGGCAGAGCUGUGAGGGACUGAGGGUUAUGGGUAAGAUCAUGCGGGAGUGCUGGCAUGCCAAUCCAGCUGCUCGGCUUACAGCACUACGUGUUAAGAAAACCUUAUCUCAGGUGACGGUGCUCAAGGACGUUAAAGAGUAACCCAGCGGCCUGGUUACCCCUCUUAUCUGUGUCUGUCAGUGUUAUUGGGACAUUUAAAAUGCUCAGUUAAGAUGCCAAAGAUUGCAGGAAUAUCCGAGGGAAAGACUGUCUUGCUAUGACAAUGUGCUUUGAAAAAAUGAAGGAAAGUGUAUUCUGUUUUGUAGUCAAUAGAUGGUGAUACUGCUACCUCAACUGAUCCUACAAGUGCCAAAUGCUUUGAGUUGCACAUUAAGCUUUGUGCCAUAAAUGUUUUGCUUGGUGUAAUUUACAAAGUCGCACUUAAAAUGUCUGUAUAUCUGUUUUCAGAAAAAAA